Messenger RNA from Suncus etruscus (white-toothed pygmy shrew), 1088 nucleotides. It is a transcript of the gene LRATD1, whose product is annotated as LRAT domain containing 1. The transcript is spliced from 2 exons. The coding region runs from base 37 to 951 and encodes 304 amino acids. The record is from RefSeq and is a predicted model, not a curated record. NCBI's taxonomy places the organism in Eukaryota, Metazoa, Chordata, Mammalia, Eulipotyphla, Soricidae.
GCUCCUAAAGCUGGCCCCGGCCUCGCCGCAUCAUUGAUGGGCAACCAACUGGACCGCAUCACGCACCUUAACUACAGUGAGCUGCCCACUGGGGACCCGUCGGGGAUCGAGAAAGACGAGUUGCGGGUCGGGGUCGCCUAUUUCUUCUCGGAUGAGGAGGAGGACCUGGACGAACGCGGCCCAGCGGACAAGUUUGGUGUCAAGGGUCCCCCGGGUUGCUCCCCUUGUCCUGAAAGCCCGGGCCGACGCCACCACCAUCACCACCACCACCAUCACCAUCACCACCUGCUGCACCAGCUGGUCCUCAACGAACCCCAGUUUUCCGCUUUCCGGGGCCAGGAAUGCAUCUUCUCCAAAGUGAGCGGAGGCCCCCUGGGUGCCGACCUGAGCGUCUACGCGGUCACCGCGCUGCCGGCGCUCUGCGAGCCCGGGGAUCUGCUGGAGCUGCUGUGGCUGCAACCCGCUACCUCGGAGCCCCCCGCACCUGCCCCCCAUUGGGCCGUCUAUGUGGGCGGGGGGCAGAUCAUCCACCUGCACCAAGGCGAGAUCCGCCAGGACAGCCUGUACGAGGCGGGCGCGGCCAACGUGGGCCGGGUGGUGAAUAGCUGGUACCGUUAUCGCCCGCUGGUGGCCGAGUUGGUGGUACAGAACGCCUGCGGCCACCUGGGCCUCAAGAGCGAGGAGAUCUGCUGGACGAACUCGGAAAGCUUCGCCGCCUGGUGCCGCUUUGGCAAGCGGGAGUUCAAGGCCGGUGGGGAGGUGCCGGCUGGCACGCAGCCCCCCCAGCAGCAGUACUAUCUCAAGGUGCACCUGGGCGAGAACAAGGUGCAUACGGCCCGCUUCCAUAGCCUGGAAGAUCUCAUCCGCGAGAAGCGCCGCAUCGACGCCAGUGGCCGGCUGCGAGUGCUCCAGGAGCUCACAGAGCUGGACCUCGUGGACGACAAGGAAUAGCUAGCUGGCAAGGCAGGGCUGGGGGUCCAGGGAGGCCCCUCCGGGUCUCUCCUAGAGGCUCACCCCUCUGUUUGCUCUCCAUUCCCAAGACCCCGGGCUCCCCAGAUUGGCCAGAGAUUCAUGACCCUAGAUACCUA